Molecule: messenger RNA, 2482 nt
Organism: Austrofundulus limnaeus
Lineage: Eukaryota; Metazoa; Chordata; Actinopteri; Cyprinodontiformes; Rivulidae
Exons: 1
Coding region: 8-1843 (611 amino acids)
Source: RefSeq, a predicted model, not a curated record
UUGUCCUAUGGACAAGUGGAUGAAAAGCUUGAUAAAAACGGGCUACAGGUUGCAGUUUGCAACCAAGCCUCCCCGUUUCAGCAGGAUCCUGGAGACCCACUUGUCGUCUCCUCAGCAGGAUCUCGCUCUUCAAGCAGAGCUCCAGGAACUCCUAAACAAGGAAGUCAUUUCCAGAGUUCCAAGUGGGGAGGAAUACGAGGGUUUUUAUUCCCGGUAUUUCCUUGUCCCCAAAAAAACGGGUGCAAUGAGACCGAUCCUGGAUCUCUCGUUUUUCAACAAAUUCAUACUGAAAAGACCUUUUCACAUGUUGACAACCAAACAGAUGCUCACAUGUGUUCAGGAAGGCGAUUGGUUCACGUCAAUCAACCUUAAGGACGCUUAUUUUCAUGUCCCGGUUAUCCCGGCGCACAGAAAAUACCUGCGUUUUUCUUUUCAGGAGAUUCAGUACCAGUACAACCAUCUUCCUUUCGGUUACGCACUGACACCACGCAUCUUCUCCAAGUGCGUAGAGACAGCACUGCAGCCUCUGCGCUCUGCGGGAAUGAGAAUCCUGUUUUAUCUGGACGACUUGCUCCUGCUGGCUCCAUCCAGACAGGAAGCAGCGUCACAGACGGAAAAACUGUCAGCACACCUAAGGAUGCUGGGUUUUUCCAUAAACUGGAAAAAGAGUUCUCUCAUUCCGGCCCAAUCCAGCACGUAUCUGGGUGUGGAUCUGAACUCAGUCACCAUGACAGCUCAUCUGUCCUUACCCAAAAAAAGACUGCUGUCGUUGUUAGCCCAUGUCAGACCCCGCACGUCAGUGACAGCUCUAACCAUCAUGCGUCUCUUGGGCAUGAUGACAGCAGCCCACGCGGUGGUUCCGCUCGGGCUGCUACACACGAGACCCCUACAGCGGUGCUUCUCCCGGCUAAAGAUCGAUCCGAUACGCCACAAGCGCAGGAUAGUAUCGAUCCCCUCCUCAGUGGAGGCGGAUCUGAGCCACUGGAGGAAGCCGCACACACUGUCGGCAGGCGUCCCUCUGAGCAGAGCGACACAUCACGUGCCUGUCUUCACAAACACGUCACUGUCAGGGUGGGGGGGGACAUGCUUGUCCCAGACUGUGGGAGACCACUGGUCUGCCCAUCCUGUCCCCCACAUAAAUGUUCUGGAACUUCUGACUGUGUGGAAAGUGCUUGUGCAUUUAAUUCAUCUGGUCCGGGACCAGCAUGUUCUGGUCCACAUGGACAACAAAGCGGCAGCGGCUUCCAUAAAUCGCCUGGGAGGGGUACGCUCCCGGCUUCUGCUGGACACAGCCAGAGAGUUGCUCCUUUGGGCACACACCCACUUACGCUCAAUCCGAGCGGUCUACUUUCUGGGUGUGCUGAACAAGGGAGCGGACAUCAUGUCCAGAGGAGGUCCCCAGGACGGGGACUGGCCCCUGCACAAAACCAUAAUUACGCAAAUCUGGGACAGAUUCGGCAAGGCGGAAGUGGACCUGUUCGCCAGCAGAGAAAACACACAGUGCGACCUCUGGUUCUCCCUGAGCUCACAGGACAACCCUCCUCUGGGAGUGGAUGCCUUUGCGCACCGUCCUUGGCCGAACAAGUUGCUUUAUGCCUUCCCUCCUGUCCCUCUGAUCCCACGACUACUGGACCGGAUCAGAGCAGACCGUCGGCGGGCUAUUCUGAUUGCUCUGGAGCGCACGGAAGCGCACUGGUUCCCGGUCCUCCAGUCAUUACUCUCAGGUCUCCCGCUUCAGCUACCCUGGCAGGAGAACACUCUCCUGCAGGCGGGAGGAGCGAUCAGGAGCUACCUGAGACUGGGCCAGCCCCUCUGGGCCUGGCCGCUGAACGGGAAUGCUUAGUAAACCUGAGUUUAUCUGCUGAUGUGGUGCGCACCAUCCAGGAUGCGCGCGCAGCAUCCACAGUCUCAUCCUACACAGCCAAGUGGUCAUCCUUUCAGCACUGGUGUGUAGAAAAAACUACAGACCUAGUUUCCUGCUCUUUGUCCUGCAUUCUGUCUUUCCUACAGAUGUUAAUGGACAGAGGUUUAGCCUUCAGCACCGUUAAAAUGUAUGCUGCGGCGAUUUCAUCCUGUCACGUGGGUUUUGGUGACAGGAUGGUUUUUAAUCAUCCGUUGGCAAAACGGUUCUUAAAGGGAGAGCGUAGGCGCAGACCUGUCACGCGCACAUUUGUUCCGCAGUGGGAUUUAACACUAGUGCUACACGCUUUAACUAAAGCCCCCUUUGAGCCUUUGGAUCAGGUCUCAUUAAAGUUUUUGUCUCAAAAAACAGCGCUGCUGUUAGCGYUAACAUCAGCAAAGAGAGUCAGCGAGCUGUCUGCCCUGUCAGUGUCUCCCUCCUGUCUCAGGAUACGGGAGGAUGGCGGCUCUGCGACUUUGCGUCCCAAUCCGGCUUUUAUGCCCAAGAGCAUCACAAGCUCUUACAGCUCCAGAGUUAUUACUCUGAGCGGCKUCUGUCCUCCUCCUCAUAAUUCGGAGGAGG